This is a messenger RNA of Musa acuminata subsp. malaccensis (wild Malaysian banana), 1059 nucleotides long. Its product is annotated as large ribosomal subunit protein uL2. NCBI's taxonomy places the organism in Eukaryota, Viridiplantae, Streptophyta, Magnoliopsida, Zingiberales, Musaceae. Gene Ontology annotation, molecular function: RNA binding; structural constituent of ribosome. Gene Ontology annotation, biological process: cytoplasmic translation. Gene Ontology annotation, cellular component: cytosolic large ribosomal subunit; ribosome. The record is from RefSeq and is a predicted model, not a curated record.
AAAUCCUCCCCCCUUCUCGCGCUCCCCGUAUCGCCCUCCUUCAGCCUAUUGCUUCGCCGCCGAGAUGGGACGCGUGAUCCGAGCACAGAGGAAGGGAGCCGGGUCGGUUUUCCGCUCCCACACGCACCACCGCAAGGGGCCCGCGCGGUUCCGGAGCCUCGACUUCGGGGAGCGCAAUGGCUACCUUAAGGGCGUGAUCACCGAGAUCUUGCACGACCCUGGCCGUGGCGCCCCUCUUGCCCGCGUCACCUUCCGCCAUCCCUUCCGGUACAAGCUCCAGAAGGAGCUCUUCAUCGCCGCCGAAGGGAUGUACACCGGCCAGUUCGUCUAUUGUGGCCGCAAGGCCUCCCUUAUGGUCGGCAACGUCCUUCCCCUCCGCUCCAUUCCUGAGGGUGCCGUCGUCUGCAACGUCGAACACCACGUUGGCGACCGCGGUGUUCUAGCCCGCGCCUCCGGCGACUACGCGAUCGUCAUCAGUCACAACCCUGACAACGGCACCUCCAGGAUCAAGCUCCCAUCUGGAGCAAAGAAGAUCGUUCCGAGCAAUUGUCGUGCCAUGAUCGGACAAGUUGCUGGUGGUGGUAGAACUGAGAAGCCCCUACUUAAGGCUGGCAAUGCCUACCACAAGUUCAGAGUGAAGAGGAACUGUUGGCCAAAGGUCCGAGGUGUGGCUAUGAACCCUGUGGAGCAUCCCCACGGAGGAGGAAACCACCAGCACAUUGGACAUGCCUCCACCGUCCGCCGUGAUGCUCCUCCUGGGCAGAAGGUCGGUCUCAUUGCUGCAAGGAGGACUGGUCGUCUCAGGGGACAGGCUGCUGCCACUGCUGCCAAGGCAGAGAAGACCUCUUAGAUUGCUUAGUGGAACAGUGUCUGGUAUAUUGGUUUCUGAUGAGCUCAGUUUGUCAUUUGAGUAUUAUGGUGACUUUCUUGUCAUUUAUUAUGUUGGAGGACCAUUAUGGAUUUCGAGAUAUUUUAUUUUACCUUUUCCUGUUAUGGAUUCGAUAUUGUUGAAAUCCUCUUGUUGAUGGCAACAUCUUAAUUGUUACCACUCUUUUUAUA